AUGAGGGGAGGUCACGACCACGCGUCGACCAAGGCUAACUUGACCUUCCGCUCCGGGGACGCCCGGGAUCGCCUCGAGGAUGAAGCGGUAGUACAGGUUUUGAUCCGCGUGCCGCUGCUCUUCGAGCUCUCUUCUUUAGCUCUACCGGGUAAAAAGGAUAGCAAAAGGCGGAUUUUUGAGGUUCGUCUUCAAAGACUAAGACUUAGCCGGGAUCUCCCGUUGCAUGCCUUCCUCAUAUCUGGGCAAAGGCUUACCUCUUUCCUGAGAACACCAGCUUGGAAGGUAAAGGGAGAAGAAGAAGAUGACGAAGACAGGCGAGAAGUGAGAGUCUUGUUGCUUGCCUUUCUUUGCCCGAGCUGCCGAGGAAUCCCUCUUCCCGAAACAGACUUGGAUAAGAGUUUGUCCUUCAACAGAAUUGAUCCGAUCGAUGGAACAUCAGCCACUUUCCGCUCCGCGGUUUAG
Molecule: messenger RNA, 462 nt
Organism: Striga asiatica
Lineage: Eukaryota; Viridiplantae; Streptophyta; Magnoliopsida; Lamiales; Orobanchaceae
Source: the annotation of a GenBank genome assembly